Setaria italica (foxtail millet) is the source of this 1334-nucleotide messenger RNA. Its product is annotated as probable 2-oxoglutarate-dependent dioxygenase ANS. The coding region runs from base 77 to 1183 and encodes 368 amino acids. The record is from RefSeq and is a predicted model, not a curated record. The transcript has 2 exons. NCBI's taxonomy places the organism in Eukaryota, Viridiplantae, Streptophyta, Magnoliopsida, Poales, Poaceae.
AGGAAAUAGCUCAAGGCUCAAUCAAGUGUGUAGUGCCGGCUCUCACUCACUCGGCAGCCACAGAAAGAAAGAAAGCAUGGUGCAUCAGGCUCAGGGGCAGCUGGUGCAGGAGGUGGCCACCGGCGGCCUCCCGGCGCCGCCGAGCCGGUACGUGCUGAGGGAGAAGGACCGCCCGACCGGCGGUGGCGCGGCGCCGGAGCUGGGCUUCCCCACCGUCGACGUGCAGCGCCUGGCAGACCCCGGCGACGUCGAGGAGGCCGCCAAGCUUCAGGCGGCGCUCCAGUCCUGGGGGCUCUUCGCGCUUUUAGGUGACCGGCAUGGCAUCCCGGAGGCGCUCCUCGACGGCAUUCACGACGCUGGGCUGGAGUUCUUCCACUUGCCGUCGGAGGAGAAGCUGAACUACGCCAACCAGACCGACGGCGGCGAGUUCCAGAACGAAGGCUACGGCAUCGACCGCGUGGACACCGACGAGCAGAUCCUCGACUGGUGCGACCGGCUCUACCUCCAUGUCCAGCCGGAGGAGGAGCGGCGGCUGCGUUUCUGGCCCACCCACCCGCCGUCUCUCCGGAAGCUCCUCCACGAGUACACGCUUUGGAGCGAGCAGGUUGCCAAGCAAGUGCUCAGGGCCAUGGCGAGGACCCUGGGCUUCGACGAGGAGUUCUUCGCCGGCCGCCGCGUCGGCGACAAGGUGGCCUCGUACGCGCGCUUCACCUACUACCCUCCCUGCCCGCGGCCGGAGCUCGUGUACGGGCUGAAGCCCCACACCGACAACUCCGUGGUCACGACGCUCCUCCUGGACCGCGACGUCGGCCGGCUCCAGGUGCUCAAGGACGGUGGCCGGUGGGUGGACGUGCCCGUGCGGCUCCGCCGCGGCGAGCUGCUGGUGGUCGUCGGCGACGAGAUGGAGAUCAUGAGCAACGCGGCGUUCCGGGCGCCGACGCACCGCGUGGUGGCGGGCGGCAGGGAGAGGAUGUCGCUGGUGAUCUUCUACCAGCCAGAGCCGAACCGGGACCUGGAGCCCGCCGAGGAGCUCGUCGGCGAGGGCCGGCCGGCGCAGUACAGGAGGCUCAACGUCAAGACCUUCGGCGACGGGUUCUGGGACGCGUUCGCGCGCGGCGAGCCUACAAUCGACUUCCUCAACGCCAGGGUCGACAAGGAGGCGGCGGCCGUCUCCGGCGCCUGAAGUUGAAGCCCUGAUGUCUGGUCGCAUGGAUCCCUGCAGACGCGCCCGGUAAACUGGAACUAGCCCGAAUAAUGUCUACAUGUAAAGUUGUAAACUAGGUGUCGAGUCCUCUUGCAAACUAAAGCUGCUUUGUUAGUGUGGUUUUGUGUUA